AUGAGUCCGGUUUUGGUCUCUUCUCAUAUUGAGACCUUAUUAAAUGAUGAUUGCAUCGGGUUUACCCCCUCACCACCUCCCUUUCUUUCGCCCUUUCUCGCCUUCUUUCUAAUUCCCCCUCUCCCUAUCUCUAAUUUGCUGCUCUCUCCCUUCCUCUUCCGCCUAAGUUUCUCCUCCCGUCUCUACCUUCCUCUUGCACUCGCCGCCUCCCUAAAUAUCUCUUUCAGCCCUUCUCCUCCCUUGUUUAUCCUAUUUUCCUCCCCCCACCUACAUCUGUCUUUCUCACAGCUCCUCUCCUUCUCCAUAUAUCGCCAUUUCCUUCCCUCCUUCAUUCUUUCAGCUUCUCUUACUCUCUGCGGCUUUCUUCACUUCCUUCUUUCUCGAUCUCUCUCUAACCCUCUCUCCGCCCCUUCUCUCUACUCCCUACAUUACUUUCUCCCUCUUUUUUUACAUUUCCUUCCUUGUCUCUCUAUCUCUCUCAUUCCCUUUCUUUCUAUUUCUAACUCCCUCUUCCUCUUCUCUUUCCUCCUCUCUCGUAUUUCUCCUGUUUCUUCCUUAACUCUCACUCCUCCUUCUUACUACUACCCUUUUACUCUAUUCCAAUCCUUUUUUCUUUCUUUCUUUCUUUCUUUCUUUCUUUCUUUCUUUCUUUCUUUCUUUCUUUCUUUCCGUCUCUCACAGUUUCUCUCUCCACUCGCCUUCUUUCUAUUGCUCUUUCCUCUCUUCCAUUCUUUCUAUCUCCUUUUCUCUCCCUUCCCUCUCUCUCGUGUCUCUCGUCUUUCUCCCUUUCCUCUCAUUUCCUCAGUCUUCCUACUACUCUUGCACAAUCCUUUUCUUUCUUUCUUUCUUUCUUUCUUUCUUUCUUUCUUUCUUUCUUUCUUUCUGUCUCGCAGAGCUUCUCUUUCCCCUCCUCUUUCUUCCUACUGCUCUCUCCUCUCUUUCAUUCUUUCUAUCUCCUUUUCUCUCCCUGCUUCCAUCAUACUUCUCUCUUCCUUUUCUUCCUCCUUCUUUCUUCCUAUCCCUCCUUUUCACUCUCUCCCUCUCUAUCACCAUCUUUACGUAUCCCUCUCCCUCCUCCUUUCUCUUCUUCUUCACCCUAAACCUCUCCUCUCACUUUCCCCCUUUCUCCGCCUUCUUGCCAUUGAAAAGCAUACAUAUCUCAAUUCGUUUUCUAUUCAAAUCUCGAGGUUUUUUUUUCAUUUUAAGAUGAAACCUUUAAGUUGGUUUAAUUUAAUUAAUUGA
Messenger RNA from Acanthosepion pharaonis, 1242 nucleotides. NCBI's taxonomy places the organism in Eukaryota, Metazoa, Mollusca, Cephalopoda, Sepiida, Sepiidae. The record is from the annotation of a GenBank genome assembly.